Molecule: messenger RNA, 1587 nt
Organism: Papaver somniferum (opium poppy)
Lineage: Eukaryota; Viridiplantae; Streptophyta; Magnoliopsida; Ranunculales; Papaveraceae
Exons: 2
Coding region: 1-1587 (528 amino acids)
Biological process (GO): DNA integration
Molecular function (GO): nucleic acid binding; RNA-DNA hybrid ribonuclease activity
Source: RefSeq, a predicted model, not a curated record
AUGGACAUAGAUGAAGAGCAGGGAAAUCCCAAAGACCUUCUAACAGAGCGUAACUCAAAGAGAUGGGAAAUAUUCGUGGACGGAUCAGUCAAUGGAGAAGGAAAUGGUAUUGGUAUAAUGAUCAUAUCACCAAAGGGAGCGAGAGUGGUGCACACAUUCAGAUUAGAGUUCGCGUCUACUAAUAAUGGGACAAAAUAUGAAGGAGUGGUACAUGCGUUAAGACUCGAAGUGGAGAUGAAGUUAGAUGACAUAAGAAUAACUAGUGAUUCACAGUUAGUGAUAAGACAAAUUCAAGGCAUAUACAACAUGAAUGAACCAUCUCUACAACAAUACAAAGGACUUGUCGCAGAGCUCUCGUCAAAAAUAGAGAAAGUGAACUGGAGACAUAUAUGCAGAAAUGACAAUAGAUUCGUAGAUUCCCUAGCAUUCAUCGCAUCAAUGAUAGUGGAUCCUACCACACGGUACAUAAAGAUUGAAACACUCUAUUUUCCAUCCAUCAGGAAAGAAGAAGAAGAGGCAGAUGUCAUGAUCGUGGAAAACACAGAGGAAGGAAAAGCUGAUGAAGAAGAAGAUUGGAGAUCACAACUUCAUUCAUACUUGGAGAAAGGGAAGGUACCAAGGAACAGACUAGAAGCGCACAAGUUAAAAAGCUGUGUGACAAAUUACGAAUUAAGAGAAGGGGUGCUUUACAUAAAAUCAUUCCUUGGACCAUCUCUCAGAUGCUUGACGCGAAAAGAAGGAAUGGAAAUCUUGAAAGUAGUACACUACGGAGAUGUAGGGAACCAUAGUGGAGGGAGAUCUCUAGCCUACAGAACAAGAAUGCAAGGAUAUUAUUGGCCUUAUAUGCACCAGGAUGCGAAAGAAAUAUCGAGAAGAUGCGAGGAAUGUCAGAGAUUUGGGAUCCCGGUGCAGUUGGUUUCAAACAAUGGAAAGCAGUUUGAGGGCGAAAACAUAGAAAUGUUGUUGAAUGCAUUCAAGAUACAAAGUGGAAAAUCUACCCCUUUAUACCCUCAGAGCAACGGGCAUGUUGAGGCAACCAACAAGACAGUAGCAGACAUAUUGAAGAAGAAGUUGGAAGGGAACAAUAAAGGAUGGUGCGAGCAAGUGCACAAUGCAGUGUGGGAAUACAGAACGACACGAAGAGAGGCUACAGGGAUGUUCCCCUUCUGUCUAACAUAUGGAGUAGAAGCAGUACUACCAACUGAAGUCAUCAUACCAACCACCAAGAGAGAGGCAUUGGAGAAGAAUUUAAAUACAGAUUUAAUCUUAGCAAAGAUAGAUGACUUGGAGGAAAACAGAGAAGUCGCUCUGCAAUAUAUGGAAAAUUAUCAUAACAGGUUGGCGAGAGAAUAUAACAAGUGUGCCAAGAAAAGAGAAUUCCAACCAGGGGAGCUAGUGCUAAGAGAAAUACCACCUUAUCAAAAGGGAGGAGAUGGAAAUCUAGAGAAGAAAUGGGAUGGACCAUAUAUAAUAAAAAGAAUAGUCGGAAAUGGGGCAUAUGAGUUGAUGGAUCCAGAACGGAAGAAUACCGGGCGAAAACUCGAUCACCCAUGGAAUAGGAUAUAUCUAAAAAAGUAUUAUCCAUAA